This is a messenger RNA of Arabis nemorensis, 273 nucleotides long. The record is from the annotation of a GenBank genome assembly. Lineage: Eukaryota; Viridiplantae; Streptophyta; Magnoliopsida; Brassicales; Brassicaceae.
AUGGUUUUGACACAAAAAGUUCAUCAUCUUCUUCAUCAGAAGAAUCUUCAGAGGAAGACUAUGUGUUUGUUGAAGAUGAAGUUACAAGAGAAGACACACAAUCACCUACGUGUGAAGAUGAUGAUGAUGAUGAUGGCUGCAACUGGUUUUUCACAUGAUGAGAAUACUAUGGUUUCACCUAAGGUUCACCUAAGCAAGAUUCCAGCAGAAUUUAAAACAAGAGCUUCACCUGGCUUGAAGUUUAUCUGCUGUGAUCUCCAUGACACCAUCUGA